Molecule: messenger RNA, 1340 nt
Organism: Bombus pascuorum
Lineage: Eukaryota; Metazoa; Arthropoda; Insecta; Hymenoptera; Apidae
Product: growth arrest-specific protein 1-like
Exons: 4
Coding region: 462-1325 (287 amino acids)
Biological process (GO): regulation of cell cycle
Source: RefSeq, a predicted model, not a curated record
GUAGAAUUUCUUGGAAUUUUCUAAUUUACAAACCUGUUGACUUUUUGUUAUUUUACUAAACGGUCUAAAAAAUUUCAUCUCUUGUUUCAGCAUGAAUCGCAUAGUUCACAAAUUUGUGGUAAGAAAUUCCUUGACAUGAAAUUUCUUUAUGACAGUGUUCAAACUUUUGGUUUUAAUCAGGGCUUAAAUCUGUCGGUAAUCGUUUCGGUCCCGGGCCAGUAACCAAUGGUGGGGGGAAAAGAGCGACGCGCGCAGCUUCUCGGCGCAGCGGGGCAGGCCGUCACAACUCAAUCUAGUGUCUCGGUGACCGUGCGUUCGUAAGUUUCUCUUUUCUUCUCUUUCCGCAUAGUGCGUUAUAAUUCUUGACACGGAAACGCAGUUUUCAUCGGCAGAUUAGAUCGUAUCUGGGAUCCUAUAUUUCCAUCUCUCUAGGCUACUAAAACAAUGUGAUUGUUUGUAAGAUGUCACGUUGGUUCGAUCAACCGUGCAUACUCCUGAUGAGUGUGAUAUUGUUUAAUACAGUAACGUGGAAUACAGCGAAAAGUUCGAUGAUGAAGUGUGAGGAAGCAAAAUUAAAAUGCGCCUUCAGAACAGGCUGUGGCGCAGCUCUGCAACAUUAUCUUACGGGUUGUGCACCCGUUCUUCAAGGGAAUGAUUGUUCCGAAACCUGCCAACAUGCCCUUAUUGCUCUUACAAGCACCGACGAGGGCAAAGAACUUAUGACAUGUGAAUGUGAGGAUGAAUUAUGUUCCGAGUCGAAACAAAGAGUAGAAAUAUGUAGAUCGUCUGUAACAAUGGCAAUGAAUAGGACAAGGGUGUCCUGCAGAAUAGCAACUUGGAUUUGUAAUGCAGACGCUCUUUGCCAAACUGCGCUUACGUAUUACAAUAAAUAUUGCAAGAGUAUGUUUCAAGGACGAAAAUGUACUAGACGAUGUAGAAAUUCGAUAAAUAUCUUAACAAGACAAGAAAAGGCUGCAAAAUUGAAUACAUGUCAGUGCGAUGGUUUUGAAGAAUAUGAUUGUAAAGGAAUCCAUAGAAAUAUGAAUCUUUUAUGUUUUGGAAAAAUACAUCAUGGUUAUCGUGAUGUUAAUGUCGAGGAUGAUAGGGAAAGUGAAUAUUUAACACCAAACAUGAGUCUUAGAGGAAACGGUGUUCAAAUAUUAAUGGACAGAGAACUAUUUUUACUUUCUUUAUUAAUUUAUCACAUACUUAAGGCAACAAGACAAGGCAAGAUCACUCGUUAUAUUAUUCUUUCUCACUUUGAAAUAUAUACUACCGCGCAUAAAAUAAAUUGCGAUUAUUUUACAAAUAACACAAGCAUCUGAAUUUAUAGAUUGUGA